This is a messenger RNA of Pongo pygmaeus (Bornean orangutan), 1118 nucleotides long. RefSeq names its product vasoactive intestinal peptide (gene VIP). Gene Ontology annotation, biological process: adenylate cyclase-activating G protein-coupled receptor signaling pathway; epinephrine secretion; regulation of protein localization. The record is from RefSeq and is a predicted model, not a curated record. The coding region runs from base 441 to 950 and encodes 169 amino acids. Gene Ontology annotation, cellular component: extracellular region; neuron projection. Gene Ontology annotation, molecular function: peptide hormone receptor binding; neuropeptide hormone activity. NCBI's taxonomy places the organism in Eukaryota, Metazoa, Chordata, Mammalia, Primates, Hominidae. The transcript is spliced from 9 exons.
AGUGUCCUAAUAAAGGGAACUCGGAGAUGUCCUUGCCCCUUCCACCAUGUGAGAACACAUCAAGAAGACAGCCAUCUAUCAACCAGGAAGUGGGCUGUCACCAGACACCGAAUUUGAAGGUGCCUUGAUCCUGGACUUCCAGCCUCCAGAACUGUGAGUACAAGUGGCCUUAUAAUAAAGGCAGAGGAAGAUUUGGCACAGACACAAAGAAGAGAAGGUGAUGUGAAAACGGGACAGAAAGAGAUUUCUGGAAAUACUGAUCUUGAAUAUUGGAGUGAAGCAGCCACAAGCCAAGGAAUGCCAGCCCCUGUCAGAACAUGGAAGAUGCAAGGAAUGGAUGCUCUUGUGCAGAACCUUAAGGACUUCAGCACCUAAGACAGCUCCAAAACAAACCAGAACAGUCAGCUCCGGGGGAGCACGACUGGGCGAGAGGCACAGAAAUGGACACCAGAAAUAAGGCCCAGCUCCUUGUGCUUCUGACCCUUCUCAGUGUGCUCUCCUCGCAGACAUCGGCAUGGCCUCUUUACAGGGCACCUUCUGCUCUCAGGUUGGGUGACAGAAUACCCUUUGAGGGAGCAAAUGAACCUGAUCAAGUUUCAUUAAAAGAAGACAUUGACAUCUUGCAAAAUGCAUUAGCUGAAAAUGACACACCCUAUUAUGAUGUAUCCAGAAAUGCCAGGCAUGCUGAUGGAGUUUUCACCAGUGACUUCAGUAAACUCUUGGGUCAACUUUCUGCCAAAAAGUACCUUGAGUCUCUUAUGGGAAAACGUGUUAGUAACAUCUCAGAAGACCCUGUACCAGUCAAACGUCACUCAGAUGCAGUCUUCACAGACAACUAUACCCGCCUUAGAAAACAAAUGGCUGUAAAGAAAUAUUUGAACUCAAUUCUGAAUGGAAAGAGGAGCAGUGAGGGAGAAUCUCCUGACUUUCCAGAAGAGUUAGAAAAAUGAUGAAAAAGCCCUUUGGAGCAAAGCUGAUGACAACUUCACAGUGAAUUCUUGAAGGAAAACGAUACGCAACAUAAUUAAAUUUUGAGUUCUACAUAAGUAAUUCAAGAAAACAACUUCAAUAUCCAAGCCAAAUAAAAAUAUUGUGUUGUGAAGGUUGUGAUGUAUUCU